Blumeria graminis f. sp. triticale is the source of this 135-nucleotide messenger RNA. The record is from the annotation of a GenBank genome assembly. NCBI's taxonomy places the organism in Eukaryota, Fungi, Ascomycota, Leotiomycetes, Helotiales, Erysiphaceae.
AUGGCCAGAGGCCUUUUGAACAUAGUCGGUCCUUACCUAGAAGAUAUGGAAGAUAUAUGCCCUGGUGCCGGAGCUGAUUUUCUUGCUCUCAUAUCAGAUAGAGUGUCCCGAGAGAUUCGAGGCGAGAAUAUAUAG